Culicoides brevitarsis is the source of this 1352-nucleotide messenger RNA. It is a transcript of the gene mtTFB2, whose product is annotated as dimethyladenosine transferase 2, mitochondrial. The coding region runs from base 40 to 1338 and encodes 432 amino acids. Gene Ontology annotation, biological process: rRNA methylation; transcription initiation at mitochondrial promoter. Lineage: Eukaryota; Metazoa; Arthropoda; Insecta; Diptera; Ceratopogonidae. Gene Ontology annotation, cellular component: mitochondrial matrix. Gene Ontology annotation, molecular function: rRNA (adenine-N6,N6-)-dimethyltransferase activity; mitochondrial transcription factor activity. The record is from RefSeq and is a predicted model, not a curated record. The transcript has 4 exons.
GUACUGGUCUACGAAAUAUUUUGGGAAUACACAAAAACAAUGAUUUAUUCCAUUAAAAGUCUCAUUAGUCCUUUUACAAAUAAUGUUUUUAAAAAGACUCUUUCAAAAGUUAGUUUUUCGGACGUAAGAAAAAAUUCGAUACCGAAAGAGUACCUUGAACAUUUUCAUAAUAAAAAGUCUUUAUUACAUUUGUUUUCAAACACAUUAUUCAAAAAAACUCAUAAACCAAGCGAAAUAUAUUAUAUAGUAGGGACAGAAACCGCAAAAACAAUUGCAUCUAUUGUUAAUAAUUCUUCUGAUUCAGAACGUCCCAUCAUUGAAGUUAAUCCUGGUCUAGGUACGUUAACGCACUUCUUGUUAAAGGCAGAAAGAACAGGAAUAAAUCUAAAAUUGAUCGAAGGCAAUGAAAUUCUGCACAAACACUUGCAUAAACUUUAUGGCAAUAGAAUAACGUGUCUUCAUAAUGACUUUUGUAAUAUGUGGAAAUUUGUUUACUUGGAUAAUGGAGAGCGAUUCUCUAGCAUUAUGAAAUUAUUGCCUAAACAAGAUUGGAAGGACAAACCACCUUCAAAAAUAAUAGUAUCAUCAGGCUCGUUAAUGUUUUACAAACAUUUAAUGACUUCAGUUUUAACAAAUACUAGCAUCUUUAGCAGUGGACGUCAUGAAAUUUUUGCAGUUAUGCCACCAAUCUUAUAUUUUUUGUUGACAUCCACAAAUCAAAUUGGAUAUGGAUUAUAUCGCUCGACUUCCGUACUAUUUCAGAUUUUAUUUGAAUUUGAAUUCAUUACAAAACUUGAUAGAAAAGACUUUUUACCAUGGCCAUCAAAACAGAUUAUCAAGAAACAUAUCAAAUAUCGCGAAUUGAAACAAAUUGAUACAGACUCUUUGUACUUUGUUAAAAUUGUUCCCAGAAAAAAAUUAUUUGAUUGCUGUCCUCAGAAACAGAUGAAUCAGUUGACGUUUUUCGUGAAUCAAAAUUUCACAAGUAGAAAAAAUCGUGUGAUACCAGCACUAGAACGUUAUAUACCAAACGCAGGAAAAGAGAUGAUUUUAUCAAAUUUGACGGAAGAUAAAGCUAAGAUCUUACACAGAAAUGAAAAUCUUCCAAAUUUCUGUGCUCAAAGUGUAGAAAUAUCCAAUACGGAUUUUUACCCCGAUUUAAAUAUAUUCACCGAGUUUGGGGAUCUAACUCCUAAUCAAAUACUUACACUGUUCACAAUUUUCAAAAACUUUGAUGGUUUUCAAGACUCAGCAUUCAUUUCAAAUAUGCAGCUUUAUAUGAAGGAACAAAUGAUGCCUAUUGAUGAGACAGUUUGCGAUAAUAUUGAAAUAAAGUAAAAUUAAAUAAAGAA